Candidula unifasciata is the source of this 312-nucleotide messenger RNA. The record is from the annotation of a GenBank genome assembly. Lineage: Eukaryota; Metazoa; Mollusca; Gastropoda; Stylommatophora; Geomitridae.
AUGAGAGUCGCGUACCCUGUUUCUAUGUUGAUUUGGCUGUUGGUGAUCUCCAAUGGACACGGGCGCCCCAUUGACGAAAAUGAGGAUGAAGACGAGGAGUGUUUGACCCAUGGCGACAAAAACAAGUUUACACAUUUUAAAGAAAAUAUGAAGGACUUGAUUGAACAAUUUGACGAUGCGAUUGCAGAAAUAAAUAAAUAUAUUGAAUACUCAUUUGAGAUUAUAAAGAAGACACUCAAAGAUCAUAAAGAUCAUAAAGAAAACAAAGGGAGAAAAGAAAACAGAGUUAUCGAAUCCACCAUGUCUUCUUGA